AGCCCAAAUCGGCUUUCGGUCAAGCGUCCGCUUCCGGCCCGGAUCCUCAAAGCAGCUGAACUCCCAAACGGAAACACAACUCAGUUCAAUCAAAGAUUCAGCCCUCCCAUACGGCGUACCGCUACAGACCCGCAAUAAGGCUGGGAUUUGGUGAGAAGCAUCCGAAGGAGUUUCAGCACCGCUCUGAAUAAGAUGGAACAAUGUGAGCGUUAUAGCUACAAUCCCACUCUGCGUUGGAACCCCCAUGUCGAGGAGUACUUCAUCAAGGCCUACGGAGCGGAGCAUUUCUCUCGAAUCUCCAAAGCCCUAACGCGUCCAUCUUGCUACUCUUGCAUUCGCGUGAACACUCUGAAGACAACCAGUGAUGCUGCAAUUGAAAAGCUAGUGGCGAUUCUAGCGGAAUCAGGGUUUGGAAAUACUACUGAUUGUACUAGUACUAAUGGAAGCAAUGACACUGCAGAAGUUGAUGUGAGAGAAGAGAAUGGAACCUUCUCGAAGGAAUCUGAUGUUUACCAUCUCUCAGAAAGAAAGCACCGUGAACCCAUUUAUAAGUGCCAAAUACCUGGAUUGGAAUAUAUUGUGUUCGUUAGAGGUUCUGGACCACACACAAUUGAAUAUGGUGAUGCACCUGGCAAGCCUCUAAAGGAGGUUAUUGUGAGCCGGAAAUGUGCAGAGGCUGUUCUUCGAGGUGCCCAGGUAUUUGUUCCUGGUGUAUUGGCGUGCAGUGCUCAUGUUGAGAAGGGGGACACUGUUGCAGUUUCAGUUGCUGUGGAGCAAUCUAGUCUUGAGAGUGGAUGGGGAGUUGGAUUUACACGUGGGACCGUUCUACAGGGACUGCAGACUGCAGAUCCUCAUUAUGUUGAAAGAAAUGGACUGUAUAUCGGACAAGGAAUGACGAUGAUGUCCAGGGCUGGGAUCUUUCGUGCUUUAGAGGGAACUGCUAUAGAAAUGACAAAUAGAGUGUAUAGCCUGCCAUCCUUUCAUGAUGUGCUUGAGGGGGAAAUAUUUCUUCAAAACUUGCCGAGCAUUGUUGCUGCACAUGCUCUAGAUCCUCAUCGAGGAGAGAGGGUAUUAGACAUGUGUGCUGCUCCAGGAGGGAAAACUACCGCAAUUGCAAUCCUUAUGAAGGAUGAAGGAGAGGUAGUUGCAGUUGAUAGAUCUCACAACAAGGUGCUUGAUAUUGAGAAGUUGGCUGCUGAGAUGGGCUUGAAGUGCAUAACUACAUAUAGGCUUGAUGCUCUUAAAGCAGUCUGUAAAAGGAACCAAUCAGCUGACAAUGCCACAGAAUAUUGCAGUAAAGGAAAAUCAGAUAUCACUUUUGCAAGUUCAAAUACACUCAAGUUGUCAGCAAAAGAUGCAGAAUGUUUUACCAUGGAAGAGUCUGAUGCUGGGUUGACAUGUGAGGGAGAUAUUGCCAAUAAAAAAGCAAAUCAACGAUCUUAUGUAAGCAAAGCUGACAUCAGAAAGAAUGCUCGAAGACUGAGAAAUGGACCAGGAAGAAAUCAUUGCAUGGGUGGUAGGGUUGAAAAUUCAAAGGGCUUUCCUCCUAAUAGUUUUGAUCGUGUCCUUCUUGAUGCUCCCUGUUCUGCUCUGGGUCUGAGACCUCGAUUAUUUGCUGCAGAGGAAACAGUUGAAUCUUUAAGAAACCAUGGGAAGUAUCAAAGAAGAAUGUUUGACCAAGCUGUGCAGCUAGUUCGUCCUGGUGGUGUUAUUGUGUAUUCCACAUGUACAAUAAACCCUGGAGAAAAUGAAGCAUUAGUGCGUUAUGCUUUGGAUACAUAUAAGUUCCUCUCCUUAGCUCCACAGCACCCAAGAAUUGGAGGACCUGGCCUUAUUGGACAGUGUGAAUUGUAUGACGGACUUGUGGAGGAAUGGCUAAGACCUGGUGAAGAAACACUAGUUCAGAGGUUUGAUCCAUCAUCGCCACUUGAUACCAUUGGUUUCUUCAUUGCCAAGUUUAAUGUUGGCCAAAAGGACACCUGAUUUCGGCAGUGCAAAAUGUAUGACAACGGAGACUCAUGAUAUCCGGCUGCCCUAUCAUUUGCUGUGUAAAGACUGAAAGUAAAAUUUGUUAAGUGUCAAUUUUCCCUCUCAGAAAGGUGUACCAUAUACAGCCGGUGCUCUUUGCAACCUAGCUAUGAGGUGGUUGGCGGGAAGCAUGAAUAUGAAAGCCCUAGUGGUGGUUUUGAGGUGUCGGAUCACUAGGAAUACUUAUAAUCAGAUUGUCCAAGUUGAGAAACCAGUUCACGGGGCCCACAGUUUUCUAUAAACCGAUAAUUAGGGCCCAGGAUCAAGAGUCAUUAUUACUGUAAGAAAAUAUUUAUUUAUUGAGCUAAGAGCAAAUAAACUGAACAGAUUUGAUUGAAAUGCAGUUGAAACACUGCCCACCAUUAUACCAAAGCACCUGUUGUUUUUUUA
Molecule: messenger RNA, 2418 nt
Organism: Nelumbo nucifera (sacred lotus)
Lineage: Eukaryota; Viridiplantae; Streptophyta; Magnoliopsida; Proteales; Nelumbonaceae
Source: RefSeq, a predicted model, not a curated record